Molecule: messenger RNA, 5240 nt
Organism: Leptidea sinapis
Lineage: Eukaryota; Metazoa; Arthropoda; Insecta; Lepidoptera; Pieridae
Gene: Efa6
Product: PH and SEC7 domain-containing protein
Exons: 20
Coding region: 146-3028 (960 amino acids)
Biological process (GO): regulation of ARF protein signal transduction
Molecular function (GO): guanyl-nucleotide exchange factor activity; phospholipid binding; protein binding
Source: RefSeq, a predicted model, not a curated record
CGCUUGCAUGUUGGACGUUGUGAAUAUGAAUAAAUUUUAUAUUUGAUACUUACCGAGUUAUAUCCUUGGUAUUAUUUCAAACUGUUAUGAAAGUGUUAAUGGUGAAUAUAUCCAAAAUAAAAACCAAUGCUGCUGUGUACUGAAUAUGGCUGAGGAAAGACUAGUGGUUUUGAAUCGUAGUGACAACUUGGGUUUCGGAUUUUCUUUGCUAGGUCAAGCCGGUUUCCCUCAUAUUAUUUAUGAAAUUGAAGAAAAUUCGCCUGCGGCUCGUAGUGGCGAGGUGGAGACGGGGGAUGUGCUGCUCAAGGUCAAUGGGACUGACGUGAACCGGUUCACGACGCGGGAAGUUUUAAAAUGUUUACGACUCUCCUCGGACCCAGUCACUUUACGGCUCAAGAAGGACCCACAGGUCAAAGCGAACGUGCGACGAUAUAUUGCCGAGCGGCGGGGCAGUGCUCCACGCGUCAAUACCGAUAAAGCGGAGUCGCCCCCGUCAAGCAAUUCGAACAGCAACUCAUCGAGCCACUCGUCGUCGAACGGGUCGGGCGCGCACUCCGGAGAGAGCUGCGAGGCUCUCAUCACAGACGAGCGGGUACUCCGGCGGCCUCGGGCCAACCAGCCCAAGUUCGAGGCCUACAUGAUGACGGGAGACCUCAUCCUCAACUUGUCCAGGGUCGAGCAUCCACACCAUAACCACCACGCGCCUACACACCGGACACAUUUCCAUAGAUAUAACUCGACGCCCGCCUCUCCGAGCGACAGCCGCUCGCAAGCACGCGCGGAACUUUCCCAUAGACAUAACUCCACGCCGGACACCGGCCUACAUGGGGACCAUGCCAAUAAAUUUUUCAAUUCACAACCCGCGUCUCCGGCGGGCGGUACCUUAUCUACGGGAGGGGAGGUGUCCAGGACUCAACAGCAGAUCGUCAGGACUUCUCGCUCCGAAGACCAUCUGCAGGCGUGUAAGUUUCAGAAGGAGUCGUCGCUGAGCGCCGUGGCCGUGGAGAUGGAGGAGGACGUGACGUCAUCGCUGAACACGCUGCUCGACGCGCGCCCAGACUCCGCCACGCCGGGACCCAACUCCGACUCCGACGAGAGAGACAGAAUCGUAUGGACGUACAACGCGCCGGUAUCGCAGUGUAACGGAUCGGCCGGCACCUCCAAUUCCACCUCCAUAUCGGAUGGCAUCUCACAGCGUUCGUCUUCACCUGCUUCACCCACCACCGCAUCCUGGUCGGCGUUGUCGCCGCACAGACACCUCGCGCCUCAUCAUCAUCGGACCCUGAACGGUGACAUGAGUCUAUCGGAAGCCGUCUCCAACAUAUCUAGUCCGGACUUCCAGGACCAGGACGACAUGUUCGAAGCCGGCCGGGAGUGUCCCCGGAUGGAGCUCUCAGACCCAUCCGACUCCGAUUCCACGAUCCUCGUGUCGGAGCCCUGCCAUAAGCGCGCCAAGUCCAACUCAACAGUCUCAGACCACAGUAGUGACGUGACGCUGAACGGUGGCGACAAAGACUAUAGGAUAGUGAUACAAGUGAAAGGACCUGAUAAAAGUGGCAAUAACAAUGAUAGUGUGAACAAUAAUACGAAUUAUGCUCAAUGUGGGAAGGAGAACGGCAGUGCGUCGCCGGAGAACCAGGGAUAUCAAUGGUCUGUCCAGGAAUUUGGAUCAGAUGGGGGUUCAGAUGAAGGCUCAGAUGGAGACUCGCUCCACUCGUUCCACUACAGUCCCAAAGCAGUUGAUAUCCCUUCAGCGGAGAGGCUGGCCAAACGACUCUACCAUCUUGAUGGAUUCAAGAAAUCUGAUGUCUCCAGGCAUCUAAGUAAAAACAAUGAUUUUUCAAAAGCAGUGGCGGAAGAGUACGUGAAGCACUUCGAGUUCACGGGUGAAACGCUCGACAGUGCGUUAAGGAGUUUCCUGUCGCGGUUCGCGCUGAGCGGAGAGACACAGGAGCGGGAACGCGUGCUCGUGCACUUCUCUAGGAGAUACCUGGAGUGUAACCCUGGCUCGUUCAACUCACAGGACGCUGUCCACACUCUGACGUGCGCCAUAAUGCUGCUCAACACGGACCUGCACGGCGGCGCGGUCGCGGGCGGCGGCUCGUUCCGCCGCAUGUCGUGCGCCGAGUUCAUCGACAACCUGGCCGACCUCAACGACGGCGACAACUUCCCGCGCGACACGCUCAAGGCGCUCUACCAGGCCAUCCGCACGCGACCGCUCAAGUGGGCGCUCGACACAGAUGUGCCGGGCGCGGGAGAAGCGGGUGCGGAUAUAGGAAGCGGAACUACAGGCCCUAUAUCGCUGACGGCGGGCUCCAACCCUUUCCUGCAGGUGCCAGAACAAGCGCGGGCUGUCGAGUACAAGAAGGGCUACGUCAUGCGGAAGUGCUGCGUUGAGCCCAACGGCAAGAAGACGCCUUUCGGCCGAAGAGGUUGGAAGAUGCUGUACUGUACUCUGCGUGACUUGGUGCUGUACCUUCAUAAGGACGAGCACGGCUUCCGCAGGAGUCAAAUGUCAGAUCAUCUGCAUAACGCUAUAAGGAUACACCACGCCCUGGCGACCAAAGCGACGGACUACACGAAGAAACAGCACGUGUUCAGAUUGCAGACUGCUGAUCAAGCCGAGUAUUUGUUUCAAACUAGUGAUUCGAAAGAGCUCAACUCUUGGGUUGAAACGAUAAACUUCGUGUGCGCCGCGUAUUCUGCGCCGCCGCUUGCGGGCGCUGUCGGCUCGCAGCGUAAGUUCCAGCGACCUCUACUGCCGUGCUCACACACUAAACUCUCCAUGCGCGAACAGCUCUCAGAGCACGAAGAGCGAGUGUCGCGGCUGGAGGAGGAGUUGGCAGCGCUGAGACACGCGCGCGAUCACUCUCACACGCACCACGCGAGAGAGAGAGACCACUAUCUGGUGUACGAGAUAAAGAGGUAUCGAACGUACGCCUACGUGAUGCGAGCGCGGGCGGGCGGGGGCGGUGCCGACGAGAACGCCCCCGCGCUGCCCGAGCGGAACGAACCCGCCGCCACCUGACCACUGGCGUGGCCGCCGUUCUACCGCUCCGUCGCCAAGUGGAACAAACUCAAGCCUUUCUCGGGUAUGAGAAGUGUACUCAAACUGUAGCCGCGAACCGACCACGCCCGCACACCGAAUGUCUUGUGACGUCAUUUCAACUCAAUGGGAUAAAGCCUUAACCACACCUAUCCCUAUAGCAUGGCUGAAGUUGAGACAACAAUUAGAAAUGCAGUAACCUAGUCAUUUUUGUAUCUUAUCUGGAAUUUAAACUAAAGGUCGGACCGCAUUAGAGCGGCGCCGCGCGUCGCGUCGCUUCACACCGCUCCACUCGAUACGAGCGAGCAACGUUACAAAAUGAGUGAUAGUCACGAGGAUUUGAUCAUUCUUUUUUUGUUAUGUGCAUAAGAGUUAUGGAAGAAAAAAAAAAUAAGAUAAAAUUGAUUGCCCACAUACCAAGGUCACGCUAUCAAGAAGUUGAAUAUCACUAUUGGUUUCCUCGCCUUUCUUGACGACUCUGCACGAUUUCACACUAACUUGAGAAUGUUGAAGACACAUUUCUAUAAACUUAACUAGUAACAGUUACAUACACGAUGACAUGAAACAUACAAAAUGUUAAAAUAAUAUUUCGACGCUUUGUGUCGCCUGUGCAGUGCUACGGAGCGCCGCUGUAAUGCGGUCCGACCUUUAUACUUAACGUUAUGAAACAAGAACAUUUAUGGAAUCCUUAUACCGCUUUAAUGAUAAGAAUGGAAUAAACUCAAUUAAAUAUAAUUAUUUAGAAAGCGUAAACAUAUUUCGACUAGAGCAAUAAUACUAACUCGUCAUUUAGAAGGCUAUUAAAAAACACAGACUAGAAAACGAAUAGCAGAAUCCUUUGAGAAAAUAAUAUUAAAGUUAUUUAAUUUUAUACUAUUUUAUAUAAAUAUUGCAAUUCUUUAAUUGCAAGUUUAAACAACGACUAAAACGUAAAAAAAUUAUUAAAAUAUGAUUCGUUUCCGAUUAAGAUUACGAAAAAAGAACAUUAGAGGUAUGUAAAUGUAGUAUAGGGUUUAAAAAUUUCAAUAUGUGUAUUUAAUAUCAAUUAAUUUGAAAAUAAACUUGAAUUAUCUUCACGUUCCGCUAACUUUACAGUAUAGUGUGAUAGCCCGCGAGUUUUUCAAAGAAAUAACUAAAGAUUUUUAAAUUAUUUGCCUUUUUAAAAGUUUUCACUGACCUGAUGACCUCUAGGAUUCUGGUGCAUUCCAACAAGCAGGAUACUCAAUAUAUUCAAGGCAUGAAAUCACCUUUAAUGAUAUAUGUAAAUAGCUGUUAUUGAUGAUUUUACUUUCCUUUUAUGAUCGUUGUCGCUGAUAAGUAAGGACCUGUUUUCAAAUUACCUUCUAGAGUUACUUAUCUUCCUUGCAAUAUGUCCUAUCUCGAUUUUGACCCAUUUAAAGGAUUAUCAAAAAAGUAAUUUUAUAAAAAUCAAUGAGUAAUUGUAUGUAAUAAGAAAAAGAUGUGUUUGGACACACGUUAGAAGUUAUACUUCUUUGGUGUAAGGAUAAUACUUUAAAGUUACAUAAAUGAUAAAAUUAUCAAAGAAAAUAUGUCUUUUUUUUUAUACUUAUAUCUAACGCUGAGAUAUAUACAGCGUACUAAGACUUUGCUCAGACUUUACUCACGUAAAACAUAGCUAAGUGAGCUUAGCAUAAUCUUUGAUUACAUUUUUGUAGUCAUUUGACAGAUGAAAUUAUACGGAGCUUCAACUAAAAGAGAGCCCAAUGCAUAAAUCAAGUUCGCAUUUUAUCACACUCAGGUAAGUUUUACGUAAGUAAAGUCUGAGCAAAGUCUAAGUACCCUCUAACAAAUCAAAUCAAAAUCACUUAAUCAUGUAGGUCACGGAAAUGACACUUAUGAAUGUCAAAAAAAUAUUUUUUUUAUUGAAUCUACCGCUACUUCGUAAAGGGUUGAGCCAAUGAGAAGAAGUAGCAAGAAACUCAUUGCCACUCUUUUAUAUCAAGAUUUACAUUUCCAUCGAUUUACAAAUAAUUUCAAUUACAAUAUAAUAUGUAAAAUGAUGCAACAAACACACUCAAACGUCAAAUAGUCAAUGCCUUACACGAGUAAGUCAAAAAAUUAAAUGUAAAUUAAUACAAAAGUUAUUGAGUACAGUAGCUGCAUCAUCCACACACACCAUAAAUAAAUAAAGGUAUUCUGUGAGGAUUUUAUAAGCGAUUGUAAAUAAAUAUAU